This is a messenger RNA of Porites evermanni, 303 nucleotides long. The record is from the annotation of a GenBank genome assembly. Lineage: Eukaryota; Metazoa; Cnidaria; Anthozoa; Scleractinia; Poritidae.
AUGGAUCUGCGCACUUUUGCUGUCACCACCGCCAUCAUGUUCUUCAUGGCUAGCUGUAUUUCUCCUGCACCUGCCUGCAUUCAUCUCGAAACAACCAGCGAUAAAUGCAGGAACGCAGACAUCCGGAUCAAUGGCAAGAGAUACCCACGUGGAAGCCAUGGUCAAAUCAACUGGCCAACCUACCAGACCGAAUUGUUCUGGAAAUGUGGCUAUACCAAAGAGCGCGUAGGAUUUGAGAGGGCAAACCGAGUAGAUUUCUACUUCGCCAGUGAUACCAUCACGUGGUAUAUUUGGAGGUGCUGA